AUGUCUGUCUCCAUUGAGUCCACUGCAGUUCCUACUGCCCCUACGGCUCCCCAGCAGCCUGUCCUCUUGGGACACCAAGCUCGCAUGCCCGAGUUCAGUCUUGCUGGCAAGGUAGUUUUGGUGUCUGGCGCUGGUCGUGGGCUGGGUUUGACUCAAGCCGAGGCCCUGUUGGAAGCUGGCGCGAAAGUCUAUGCCUUGGACCGUCUACCUGAGCCGGCCCCAGAGUUCUCAGCCAUCCAAGAGCGCGCCAAGCAACUGGGAACCGAGUUGCACUACCGCCGCAUUGAUGUUCGUGACACAGAGCUUCUGAACAGCGUGAUUGAGGCGAUCGCCGACGCCGAGGGUCGCAUGGAUGGCCUUGUUGCCGCCGCUGGUAUCCAACAGGAGACGCCCGCUCUCGAGUACUCUGCCAAAGACAGCAACACCAUGUUCGAAGUCAAUGUCACAGGCGUGUUUAUGACCGCACAGGCCGUGGCCAAGCAAAUGAUUCGCUUUGGCAACGGUGGUAGCAUUGCUAUGAUCGCUAGUAUGAGUGGAACCAUUGCCAAUAGGGGUCUCAUCUGCCCCGCCUACAACGCCAGCAAGGCUGCUGUUAUCCAGCUCGCCCGCAACCUGGCUGCCGAGUGGGGCCAGUACAACAUCCGCGUCAACACAAUCUCCCCGGGCUACAUCGUGACUGCGAUGGUGGAAAAGCUUUUCGAGGACUUCCCAGAGCGCCGCGACCAGUGGCCUAAGGAGAACAUGCUCGGCCGCCUCUCCCGACCGGAGGAGUACCGUGGUGCGGCCGUGUUCCUGCUCAGCGACGCCAGUAGCUUCAUGACUGGUAGCGACCUGCGCAUGGACGGUGGCCACGCCGCAUGGUAG
Penicillium chermesinum is the source of this 864-nucleotide messenger RNA. Its product is annotated as putative short chain dehydrogenase. Gene Ontology annotation, molecular function: oxidoreductase activity, acting on NAD(P)H, oxygen as acceptor. NCBI's taxonomy places the organism in Eukaryota, Fungi, Ascomycota, Eurotiomycetes, Eurotiales, Aspergillaceae. The transcript is spliced from 3 exons. Gene Ontology annotation, cellular component: intracellular anatomical structure. The coding region runs from base 1 to 864 and encodes 287 amino acids. The record is from RefSeq and is a predicted model, not a curated record.